GUCAUGAUGUGUUCGACGAUGGUGUAUUUGUAUUACUGCAUUCCCUGAAAAUUAAUCUAAAUAUAUAAAUAAGGGUGUCUAAUUUUGAAAAGAAGAUUUGGUAAAUAUGGCUACGUUAAUUCAAUCUUACGAGCAACAAUAUUCAGUGCUUACUGCGGACAUAACAUCUAAAAUUGGACGACUGAAGUUAGGCCACGAAGAUAAUCGCGAUCAGCUGACACGGGAAAUUCAAGCAAAUUUCGAGGAAGCGAAUGAUCUUCUUGAGCAGUUGGAGCUAGAGUCUCGCGGUAGCGCCGGUUCACGCGUAGCCGCAUAUCGGGCAGAGCUAAAGCGAGUGUGUGAUGAGUACCGCUCCGUCACCCACAAUACUGGAGGGUACACUGACGCCGAGGAAAACUUCGAUGACUGGACGUCAAACGACCAGCAACAGAAACUCCUGGACAACACAGAGCGGCUAGAACGAACAGGGAAGACUCUCACCGAGGGCUACAGGGUGGUCCUAGAGACGGAGCAGAUUGGAGCCACAGUGCUUCAAGACUUGAGUCUGCAAAGGGAGACUAUAGAAAGAUCAAGAGGAAGGCUCCGCGAUACAGACGAGCAGCUAAACCGCUCCUCCCGCCUGAUGAACUCCAUGAUCAUGAGAGCGCUGCAAGACCGCUUCGUGCUGGUCAUGGUCUUCCUUGUACUUGGUGUAUUGUUGUGCAUCAGCCUCUAUUUCUAUGUCACGUAGCACUGUUGGUAAGCGACAACUUAGAGGUUUGAAGUGAAAGGAGACGAUUGGAACAUUGGACAGCUCUGCGGACAUCCUCUUCACUUUCCUAGAAGGGCAAGAUCAUCGGCAUACCCAACACACCGGUGUCUGCCAUUUAACUCUACUCCGCCAUCGGGGAUUGUAGCCUUCCUAAUGACAUACUCGAGCACUAAGUUGAACAGCAUCGGGGACAGUGCAUCUCCUUGCUUAAGCCCUGUGAUAACGUGCCGACUCCCGUGCUGACAGUCAUUUUGCUCGUGCUGGUUGCGACUUAUCAUCCUCACCAGUUUGCCCGGUAUUUCAAAUAUUAUGUUAUGUUAUAAACAGUGCGGCUCUUCAGUCUCUUCACAGUACUUCCACGCUCACGUCUAAAGUAACCUUAUAUACAAAAGCAAAAAUGUCAGUCUAAUGGCAUUAUUCAUAAACGCGUUACUGGCCUGAAUUAGCUAUGAAUAGUUUGUCUUUAUCUGUCAUUUGGACUUAUAUAUUUGCAAGAACGGGAUAAAAAGUAAUUAAACAAAAUCAGGCCCGUUAUGAAUAAGGGUAUGUCUAUGCCUGUGAACACCGGAUGCGUGUGCGUAGACAUGCACGUGCGCUUUGUAAUAUGCAAAUACUUAUGAGAGACGGCACACUGCUUGCGUGACGUUUGCGUGCACGGCUCUAGCAUUUUCCGGUGUGUUUUGGUCCUUAGAUGUAGACGUAAGUGUUCUGGGCUGCGGCGCGUACUUUAAAAAUGGUUGCCAUUCCUAAUGAUUUUUUUGUUGGUUUGCUUUGUACAGUCGCCAUCAGAUAUAUCGGAGCGCCCGAGGUGCUCACAAAUAUCUGAACACGCCUCUAUUGUCAACGCGUUAGAGUGCGUGUUCAGAUAUUUUGAGCACCUCGGGCGCUCUGAUAUAUCUGAUGGCGACUGUACAGGCGCCAUCAGAUAUCUGAACACGCCUCUAUUGUCAAGGCGUUAGAGUGCGUGUUCAGAUAUUUUUGACCACCUUGGCCGCUCCGAUAUAUCUGAUGGCGACUGUACAGUUAACUAUAUAUCGUCGUAACAAUAGAGUUAUUAGUAACAACAUAUUAUUGAGCGUGUUUUUUGACUGCAAAAAAAAAAAACGUAAAUAACGUCUAUAUGUAUAUGAAUCAUAUAACUAUAUUAGCUAUUAUUUAUAUGAGCCAUUUAUUGGCGUUGUAUAUAGUAAGCAAAAUGUGUUUAAAAAAAAACAAGUAAUAAAUUAAAAACUAUAUAUUUAAAAAAAAGUGACGAAGCCCAGUGGUGAGGCCGGAAGUAAUAAAUUGUUUAGAAACUUGCAAUUCUCAUUUUACUAUUCUAAUCAAGUAAGUAUAAUUGAUUAGUAAAAUAAACUAUUCUAAUAACAUUAUUGUUAGAUAUUGAAGUAUUUGCUUAUGUACUCUUAACUGCAUUAACUAUAAACAUUGUAUUGAGAGAAACUAAACUAUUGAAAUAAAGAUUGUAAAACGUCCUCUGCCUUCCUUAUAAUAAGGUUAUAGUUAAAAGUAAAACAAUUUCAAGACCUCCUUUUAUUAAACUACAAGUUUACUUUGUUUGCGAGCGUCAUGGUAUUAAAAACUUUCUUAUAUUAACUUUCGUCCUGGCUUAAAGGACUCGCAUCCAGGCCAUAAAUGAUAAAAAAAAAAAAAACUCGUCCAACUUACUUGACAUUAUUAGUUAGGGUUAUUAAUGAAGAAGCUAUGCAUUUAGUUUAUUGAUUUUACUUGAGUCGUAUUAUGUAAGACUAAAAUAGAUAAAUAAAUGUAGAUAGAUCUUGAUUAUUUGUAUAUUUAACUGCGUUAUGUUAUUGUAAUCAUUAUCAAUUGAAAUAAAAUGAAAGUG
This is a messenger RNA of Cydia strobilella, 2594 nucleotides long. It is a transcript of the gene Vti1a, whose product is annotated as vesicle transport through interaction with t-SNAREs homolog 1A. Gene Ontology annotation, biological process: Golgi to vacuole transport; intracellular protein transport; intra-Golgi vesicle-mediated transport. Bases 107 to 730 code for a protein of 207 amino acids. The record is from RefSeq and is a predicted model, not a curated record. Gene Ontology annotation, cellular component: endoplasmic reticulum membrane; Golgi apparatus; ER to Golgi transport vesicle membrane. NCBI's taxonomy places the organism in Eukaryota, Metazoa, Arthropoda, Insecta, Lepidoptera, Tortricidae. Gene Ontology annotation, molecular function: SNAP receptor activity; SNARE binding. The transcript has 5 exons.